UUCCUAACUGACAAGUGCUGGAGCUGGUUAACAUGGGUUCAUCCUGAAUAUUUUCGCUGCUUCAGGAGCCACUAACUCUAGAGGGCUUUGCCUGCAGCAACACCUGUUGUACUGAUAACUCAAGUGAGGAUUCUGAAUCCAGAGAGCCUUCUCUCAUUCCCAGAAAUAUAAUGGCUGAACCAGAUUACAUAGAUGAAGACAAUCCUGAGCUAAUUAGACCCCAGAAACUAAUUAAUCCUGUGAAAUCAUCCCGGAAUCAUCAAGAUCUUCAUAGAGAGCUCCGCAUGAAUCAGAAAAGGGGUCUUGCUCCUCAGAAUAAGCCGGAGCUGCAAAAGGUGAUGGAAAGACGAAAAAGAGACCAAGUUAUCAAGCAACAGAAGGAGGAGGAGGCACAAAAGAAGAGAUCAGACCUGGAAAUAGAGCUACUCAAACGACAACAGAAAUUAGAACAGCUUGAACUUGAAAAGCAGAAGAUCCAGGAGGAGCAAGAGAACGCUCCUGAAUUUGUAAAAGUGAAAGGCAAUUUGAGGAGGACAGCGCAAGAAGCUGCAGAAGCUCAAGACUCCUAGAAGAAGGGCCCUUUCAGACUUGAAGCCAUUUCCCCAGUGGC
Podarcis raffonei (Aeolian wall lizard) is the source of this 610-nucleotide messenger RNA. RefSeq names its product family with sequence similarity 107 member B (gene FAM107B). The transcript is spliced from 4 exons. Lineage: Eukaryota; Metazoa; Chordata; Lepidosauria; Squamata; Lacertidae. The coding region runs from base 171 to 569 and encodes 132 amino acids. The record is from RefSeq and is a predicted model, not a curated record.